CGAGAGACUAACAUACCACAAGGAUCGUGUACUGUCUAGUCAGUUGGUUUCAUUAGUCCCAAACAAACGCGAUUGUUUUAAAAUGUGUGACGACGAUGUGGCUGCACUUGUUGUUGACAAUGGAUCGGGCAUGUGCAAAGCAGGAUUCGCCGGAGAUGAUGCUCCAAGGGCUGUUUUUCCAUCGAUCGUUGGAAAACCCCAAUACCAGGGUAUAAUGGUCGGUAUGGGAGAAAAAGAUAGUUACGUCGGAGAUGAGGCUCAAAGUAAGAGAGGGGUACUCACAGUAAGAUAUCCUAUCGAACGUGGUAUUGUUACAAAUUGGGAUGAUAUGGAAAAAAUUUGGCAACAUACAUUCUACAACGAACUCAGAAUCGCCCCGGAAGAACAUCCUGUACUUCUCACAGAAGCCCCAUUAAAUCCGAAAACAAAUCGCGAAAAAAUGACACAGAUCAUGUUCGAAACUUUCAACUCACCAGCCAUGUACGUCGCUAUCCAAGCUGUCCUAUCUCUGUACGCGUCAGGAAGGACCACAGGCAUAGUGUUGGAUAGCGGAGAUGGUGUAUCGCACACGGUCCCUAUUCACGAGGGACAUGCUCUGCCACAUGCAAUUUUACGUUUGGACUUGGCUGGGCGCGAUCUAACCGAUUAUCUGAUGAAAAUUUUGACCGAAAGAAGAUAUUCCUUUACAACUGCUAAGAGGGAAAUCGUGAGGGAUAUUAAGGAGAAACUUUGCUACGUAGCUCUAGACUUUCAGCAGGAAAUGGCAACAGCUGCUGGAUCCAGUGCUUUAGAAAAAAGUUACGAACUGCCCGACGGACAGGUCAUAAAAAUCGGUAACGAACGUUUCCGUUGCCCGGAAGCAAUGUUCCAACCAAGUUUCUUAGGGAUGGAGGCAUGUGGUAUUCAUGAAACUACGUAUAAUUCCAUUAUGAAAUGUGACGUUGAUUUUCAUAAAGAUCUCUAUGCCAAUUCUGUACUGUCUGGUGGCACAACAAUGUAUCCUGGAAUCGCGGACAGAAUGCAGAAGGAGAUCACUGCUCUGGCUCCGUCGACUAUGAAAAUAAAGAUAAUUGCACCACCAGAAAGAAAGUAUUCGGUAUGGAACGGAGGAUCUAUUCUUGCAAGCUUGAGUACCUUCCAACAAAUGUGGAUAUCUAAACAGGAAUAUGAUGAAUCAGGUGAAUCUAUUGUACAUCGAAAAUGUUUUUAAGGCUCAAUUCUUCUUGUUUCUUUAUCAAUUGUACAGUGAAGUUAGCAAUGUGUACCUAAUAAAAAUGUAUAUUAUGUAAGAAAACCCAAUUUCGAAUGCAGCAGCGAAUGACAUUCUUGUAUGAAAAAUUCAAUUGUUUAUCCUGUUGCACAUUGUUAAUAUCACUUUUUACUUGUGAAGAGGAAAUAUUUUCUUCAUUAACGUAAGAAAACCUUGAUUACCUUAACAAGGAUCAGUUUCGUAAUUUUUAUGUUAAUCGACAGUUUGAUUUAUAACAUCAGUAAAGUUUCAUCUACUACAGGGAAUCAAAAAUUUGCUGCAAUAUUUUUUAUUACUGAAAUUUACACACCAUAUAUUGUUACACGUCAACACCUCAGGUUAUUAUAUUCAUUGAUUUUGAUUUUAUACAGCAUAUGAAAAUUUGAACCAAUAAACAAUAUGAUAAAAAAAAAUAAAAAUUUUAUAAAUUUAUGCACAAGACCUGAAUAAUUUUUUUUUUAUGUAUGGUUUUACUCUUUCAUCAUAGUUUACUCUAUUUACAUAACGUAUAGAUUGUAUUUUAUAUUGAAACUAAAUUAAAACUUGUUUUCUGAUUAGUACAUUAUCAUACUAACAUAAUUAACCACAUCAGAUAAUCUGUAUAGAUUUUUUUAGAUGUCAAGU
Messenger RNA from Neodiprion fabricii, 1873 nucleotides. Its product is annotated as actin-5C-like. The record is from RefSeq and is a predicted model, not a curated record. The transcript has 5 exons. The coding region runs from base 83 to 1210 and encodes 375 amino acids. NCBI's taxonomy places the organism in Eukaryota, Metazoa, Arthropoda, Insecta, Hymenoptera, Diprionidae. Gene Ontology annotation, biological process: mitotic cytokinesis.